GUAAAUAAAACAUUUGAUAAUAGAAGUAGAAAAUUGUAGAGAAAUCUCUAGUUUUGAUUGAUAAUAUUUUGAUUAAAAAUAAUAUUGUGAUGUUCAAUUGGGGAAAUAAUCUUUUGGUACUUUUUUAGGUAGUCCCAAGUCGGUUUGGUCAUUCAGAUAAGAAGACUAACAAUCACAUAGUCUCUUUGUUUUAUCCUUGCACUCUCUAUUUAUAAGUCUAUACCGAUAAGAAAGGGUCUAAGAUUUAUAUCCAUGAAGUGAAAUUGAUCAGUAUUAUCCACCACCAUCAAUGGCAAGCAAUCAAGCAACCAAUUCUAUUGUUGUAAUCUCACCUCAAUAUUGCGCACUAUAUCCAGUGGAACUUUAUACUGCCAAGGAGGUUGAAAAAGUAACAGAAGAUAGGUAUUUAGGAGCUUUUGAUAUCAAUGGAAAUAAUAUCUUCAAAGUUAAAACCAGUGGCUACUUCAGUAGUCGCCUUAUCCUUGUCGAUGCUGCGGGAGUUCCUGCCGUAUCUCUAAAACCAGUGAAAUUCUCUUGUCAUCGGAGGUGGAAAGUAUAUAGAGGGGAUAGCUCAGAGCCAAGAGAUCUAUUGUUUACUGUAAAGAAAUCUCAGUAUCUACAAUGCAAGAUUAAAUUGGAUGUCUUCUUAGCAUCUAACACAACUAAAGAUAUAUGUGAUUUUAAAAUUAAACAAACCUAUAAUGAGAAAUCUUGUGUCAUCUAUCGAGGGAACUCAGGCAACAUUAUUGCUGAGAUGCACAAGAACAAGGCUGUCCGAGAUAAAGUUCGUGGGAAGGACACAUUCUCAGUCACCGUCUCCCCGAAUGUUGAUCAUGCAUUUGUUAUUGCCAUGGGUGCGGUUCUCAAUGAGGUUAAUACGCCUAGUAGUUGCAGCUGCUGUUGCUGUGUUGCUGGACUGGUGGAAUUUGUCGGGGCGGCGGCUGGUAGCUGAUCAUGUCAAUGCAAGGUGGGGGUGGAUGUUAUUAUUGGCCGACCUUAAGGGAGGCCUUCUAUGUGAUGACAAAUCUGCACUUUGUCGGUCACACAAAAUGUCCCAAGUUUUUGAAAUUGAAAUUUCAAAUAUCACAAUUGAGGUUAUUUUUGGUGUGAUUAAUCAAAUUGAUGACAAAUUCCAGUAGAA
Molecule: messenger RNA, 1141 nt
Organism: Papaver somniferum (opium poppy)
Lineage: Eukaryota; Viridiplantae; Streptophyta; Magnoliopsida; Ranunculales; Papaveraceae
Product: protein LURP-one-related 10-like
Exons: 3
Coding region: 290-952 (220 amino acids)
Source: RefSeq, a predicted model, not a curated record